GAUCUUCGCCUACGCCGCCUGGUUAAGCGCCGAUAAAAAACCUAUAUUAAUCUUACGCCGAAAAAGGUGCGGUGGGGAAGCCAUUGGAGCCUGCUCUUCUUCUUCUUCUUCUUCGCGAGCUCGGCGUCGGAAAGAGGUGAAGUGAUUCCGUGAACACAUAAGAGGGACUGUUACAGCUUCGUGAUCUCGCUGCGGCAUGAUGAGCGGACUGACCUAUGAUGAUUCGUUCUCCGAUCAAAACAUUCUUCGGGCUAGUGGAUUGGGAGAACUGCAGCCUUGUCUAGGUCAUAACAACAGUGCGGAAUUGCCCCAAAUGUCUAGUGUCAACCCUACUUCGUCCGCGAGGAGACUAAAACCGCUAAGUUUAGCAUCAAUGGCUGGCCAGUCCGAUCCCCAGCUCUCCUUACUCUCUGCUCCAGAGGUGGAGUUUUUGGCUGAGGAUGAAAUGGUGGAGAUUGUUCCCAACAUCAAAAUGGAGUCUUUGAACAUGAUCUGUGGAGAUUUUGGCCCUUUCUUUCCGCAAAUUGCUUGCAAAGUACCACUUUGGCUAGCAGCAGCUCUGAAGAAGCGUGGGAAGUGCACCAUCCGCACACCAGAGUGGAUGUCGGUCGAUAAACUGACACAAGUACUCGAAACAGAAAGAGAGACACCUAGGGAAUUUCAACCAUUGCCUUUUCACUACAUUGAAAUUUCAAAGCUUUUGUUUGACCAUGCUCAUGAUGAUGUUCAAGAUACAUACAUGGUGAGAUCUUUAAUUGAAGAUAUUAGAGAUGUGAGGUUUCAUAAGGUAGAAUCUGGCUUAGAGAAUAUAUCUGGUCGUACACAUGCGGUGAAGCUAAAAAAUCUCUCUGCAAUGGAAGUAAAUAUUGUGAGGCCGUUCAUGAUGAGGACUUUACAAGCUUUCUAUAAGCACGAUAAUCCUCAAAUCAUCCAGCAACACAAUAUCUCGGGAAGGAAACAGCCACAAGUGUUAACUCGCAGCACACGAAAUCUGCGGCCGAGGUAGCAACUGACUCGCCACAAUCUGAUGAUUUCAUUCGCUCUCCAUGCGACGUGUAUGUUUAGUUUGCUUCGAGUUCUCUUGGGCCAUGAAGUUUACCCUUCAUUUGGUUACAUGUUGCUAGUUUCUUGUUUGCACUCGUCAAUUCUAUCAUCUUUUCCUUUGCUUUUGUAACCAGACUUAGUCGAAACUAAUUGAUAGAUAAACCUCUAAUUCUGUUUUUUUUUUAAAAAAUAUCUUUAUUAUUGUUGAGUAUUUCAUGGUUUACGCAAUUACAA
Messenger RNA from Zingiber officinale, 1278 nucleotides. Its product is annotated as DNA replication complex GINS protein PSF2-like. The record is from RefSeq and is a predicted model, not a curated record. The transcript is spliced from 11 exons. Gene Ontology annotation, biological process: double-strand break repair via break-induced replication; DNA replication. NCBI's taxonomy places the organism in Eukaryota, Viridiplantae, Streptophyta, Magnoliopsida, Zingiberales, Zingiberaceae. Gene Ontology annotation, cellular component: GINS complex; nucleus. Bases 197 to 1006 code for a protein of 269 amino acids.